AUGCUUGCGAAGGAGCGCGGUGCAACUGUUGUUGCCACGACGCGGAACAAGGACAAGACUGCACAGCUGAAGAAAGUCGGUGCGGACCAUGUCUUGCUGGAGGGUGAUCUGGAGGCAGAGAUUCCAAAGCUAUUCCCCAGGGAUGUCGAUGUCAUCUUGGAGCUUGUGGGCCCGAAUCAGAUCUUACGAAGUCUGGGUUUCUCAGCGAGAUUUGGAACCAUGAUUAUUGCGGGAGUGUUGAAUCUGGGCUGGGAUGCUGAGGGCUUCAGUCCAGUCAUGAUUCCUCCAACCAGAAAUUUGAGCUUCUAUACCAUGACCAAUGCUGGGAUCGGAAGCGAGGAUGAUGGCUUGGAAAGCAUGGAGGGCCUGCUUGCGGAAGUGCUGGAAAAAGUUGAGAAGGGCAUUUAUCCUGUCGAAAGUUUUCUCGAUAAGACUUUCAAGCUGCAGGACAUGGGCGAGGCACACACGUAUAUGGAAGACAACAGAGCCAGCGGAAGGUCGUGGUGA
Molecule: messenger RNA, 507 nt
Organism: Exophiala bonariae
Lineage: Eukaryota; Fungi; Ascomycota; Eurotiomycetes; Chaetothyriales; Herpotrichiellaceae
Exons: 1
Coding region: 1-507 (168 amino acids)
Molecular function (GO): oxidoreductase activity, acting on NAD(P)H; NADPH binding
Source: RefSeq, a predicted model, not a curated record